AAAUAUAUUUGUUGGUGUUUUCCAAGUCAUUUUAUUUUUGUUGGUGUUUACAAUUCUGAUUUAUUUAUUGAGAAUAUAGCACCAAAAGAUUGUGAAUCAACCUGAAAAAGUAGGUUGUGAAUCAAUGGGUUCCUCUGUUCCUGCUCCACUUUCCAACGUCUUCGUCUAUGGCAGCCUCCUUGCUGACGACGUCGUUCGAGCCCUCUUGGGUCGACUUCCCUCUUCUUCCCCUGCCAUCCUUCCCAACCACCAGCGGUUUAGUAUCAAGGAACGUGUUUACCCUGCAAUCAUACCUGUUGAAGAUAAGAAAGUCGAUGGCAAGGUUCUCCUGGGCAUCACACCUCCAGAACUUCAUAUUUUGGAUGAAUUUGAGGAUUUUGAGUAUGAAAGAGCAACUGUCGAUGUGAUUGUGAAGGAUGGUAUGGAGAAAUUGAAAGCCUACACAUAUAUAUGGGAAAACAAGACUGAUCCGAACUUAUAUGGCCAGUGGGAUUUUGAAGAAUGGAAAAUAUUGCACAUGGAGGACUUCUUGAAGAUGACGAAGGGUUUCAUGGAAGAAAUGGAGCUACCUGAUGCCAAGACACGAGUUGCAACGUAUGAUUCAUUUUAUGAAAGGAUAGAAAAUAAGCAUUCUAAUCCUUAAUAUCAUGAUGAUACAGUUUCGACUAUUGAAUAAUCUCUCUUAGUAGAGUAGUGAGCAGUUAUAAGUAUCAUUGGCUGAAAUCAUGUUUAGCACAAACCUGCUUCGUGCAGGUGAAUCGUCUCGACUCUGAAAAUCUCCAGUUUAUAAGCAGCAUCAGGCACCUGAUCCACUGUUGCCCAUCAUAUCUUCCAUUUCCUAAUGUUGCUCCAAUAUACCCGAAAAAUCGGGCUACUGUACGUGUUAAAGGCGAACAGGGGAUUUGUUCUUUGUCACAGCAAGGAAGAAGGUAAUGAAAUUGUUAGUUACUCUACUAUCAUCUUAUGAAAUAUUCAGGAAAUUUAUAAUGGGGUCGUACGUGUUAAAGGCUUCAGUUUAUUGCAACGAAACUGUUCUCGUGAGAGGACAUAUAUAUGAAAUUAAAAGAAGUACAAGACUUCAUCAUCCCAUUCA
This is a messenger RNA of Salvia miltiorrhiza (redroot sage), 1093 nucleotides long. Its product is annotated as AIG2-like protein D. Bases 125 to 643 code for a protein of 172 amino acids. The record is from RefSeq and is a predicted model, not a curated record. The transcript has 5 exons. NCBI's taxonomy places the organism in Eukaryota, Viridiplantae, Streptophyta, Magnoliopsida, Lamiales, Lamiaceae.